Messenger RNA from Nycticebus coucang (slow loris), 6231 nucleotides. RefSeq names its product ADAM metallopeptidase with thrombospondin type 1 motif 17 (gene ADAMTS17). The transcript has 24 exons. The coding region runs from base 56 to 3499 and encodes 1147 amino acids. Gene Ontology annotation, cellular component: extracellular matrix. Lineage: Eukaryota; Metazoa; Chordata; Mammalia; Primates; Lorisidae. Gene Ontology annotation, molecular function: metalloendopeptidase activity. Gene Ontology annotation, biological process: extracellular matrix organization; proteolysis. The record is from RefSeq and is a predicted model, not a curated record.
CUCGCGCGCUCCUGCUCCGUCGCCACGGUCCUGGGGGCUGCCGGUCCCGAGUACCAUGUGUGACGGCGCCCUGCUGCCUCCUCUGGUUCUGCCCUUGCUGCUUCUCUUGGUUUGCGGACUGGACCCGGGCACAGCUGUCGGUGACGCGGCGGCCGACGUGGAGGUGGUGCUCCCGUGGCGGGUGAGCCCAGACGUGGUGCACCUGCCGCCGCUGCCCGGAGCUCCGGGGCCUAGACGGCGGCGGCGCCCCCGCGCGCCCCCCGCCGCCCCGCGCACCCGGCCAGGAGAGCGCGCCUUGCUGCUGCACCUGCCGGCCUUCGGGCGCGACCUCUACCUGCAGCUGCGCCGUGACCUGCGCUUCCUGUCCCCAGGCUUCGAGGUGGAGGAGGCGGGCACAGCUGGACGACGCGGACGCCCCGCCGAUCUGUGCUUCUACUCGGGACGCGUUCUAGGCCACCCCGACUCCCUCGUCUCGCUCAGCGCUUGCGGCGCCGCCGGCGGCCUGGUGGGCCUCAUCCAGCUGGGGCAGGAGCAGGUGCUAAUUCAGCCCCUCAACAACUCCCAGGGCCCGUUCAGUGGACGGGAGCAUCUGAUCAGGCGCAAAUGGUCCCUGGUACCCAAAACGUCUGCCGAGGCCCAGACACCUGGACAGCUCUGCAAGGUCCUAACAGAAAAGAAGAAGCUGAGGAGAAAGGGCAAGCUGUCACAGGACUGGCGGGAGCGGAGGAAUGCCAUUCAGCUCACCAAUGAGCACACGGUGGAGACCCUGGUGGUGGCUGAUGCAGACAUGGUGCAGUACCAUGGGGCAGAGGCCGCCCAGAGGUUCAUCCUUACUGUCAUGAACAUGGUAUACAAUAUGUUCCAGCAUCAGAGCCUUGGAAUUAAAAUUAACAUUCAGGUUACCAAGCUUGUCCUGCUGCGCCAACGUCCUGCCAAGUUGUCCAUUGGGCACCAUGGUGAGAGGUCCCUGGAGAGCUUCUGCCACUGGCAGAAUGAGGAAUAUGGCGGGGCACGGUACCUUGGAAACAACCAGGUUCCAGGAGGGAAGGACGAUACACCCCCUGUGGAUGCUGCUGUGUUCGUGACCAGGACAGAUUUCUGCGUACACAAAGAUGAGCCAUGCGAUACUGUUGGAAUUGCUUACUUAGGAGGUGUGUGCAGUGCUAAGAGGAAGUGUGUGCUCGCAGAAGACAAUGGUCUCAAUUUGGCCUUUACCAUCGCUCAUGAGCUGGGCCACAACUUGGGGAUGAAUCAUGAUGACGACCACUCGACCUGUGCUGGCAGGUCCCACAUCAUGUCAGGAGAGUGGGUGAAAGGCCGCAAUCCCAGUGACCUCUCUUGGUCUUCCUGCAGUCGAGACGACCUCGAAAACUUCCUCAAAUCAAAAGUCAGCACCUGCUUGCUGGUCACAGACCCCAGGAGCCAGCACACAGUGCGCCUCCCGCACAAGCUGCCAGGCAUGCACUACAGCGCCAACGAGCAAUGCCAGAUCCUAUUCGGCACCAACGCCACCUUCUGCAGAAACAUGGAGCAUCUGAUGUGCGCUGGGCUGUGGUGCCUGGUAGAAGGUGAUACAUCCUGCAAGACCAAGCUGGACCCUCCCUUGGACGGCACUGAGUGUGGAGCAGACAAGUGGUGCCGCGCAGGGGAAUGCGUGAGCAAGACGCCCAUCCCAGAGCACGUGGACGGAGACUGGAGCCUCUGGGGCACCUGGAGCAUGUGCAGCCGAACGUGUGGGACUGGAGCCCGCUUCCGACAGAGGAAAUGUGACAACCCCCCACCUGGGCCGGGAGGCACACACUGUCUCGGUGCCAGUGUGGAGCAUGCAGUCUGUGAGAACCCACCCUGUCCCAAGGGUCUGCCCAGCUUCCGGGACCAGCAGUGCCAGGCGCAUGACCGACUGAGCAGCAAGAAGAAGGGCCUGCUGACAGCAGUGGUGGUUGAUGAUAAGCCAUGUGAACUCUACUGCUCACCCCUGGGGAAGGAGUCUCCGCUGCUGGUGGCUGACAGGGUCCUAGAUGGCACUCCCUGUGGGCCCUACGAGACCGACCUCUGCGUGCACGGCAGGUGCCAGAAAAUUGGCUGCGAUGGCAUUAUCGGGUCUGCAGCCAAGGAAGACCGGUGCGGAGUCUGCAGCGGGGACGGCAAGACCUGCCGCGUGGUAAAGGGCGACUUCAGCCACUCCCGGGGGACGGUGAAGAAUAAUCUUUGUACGAAGGUGUCCACAUGUGUGAUGGCAAAGACUAUUCCGAAGUGUUUCUCAUGUUACAUCGAAGCCACUGUCAUUCCUGCUGGGGCUCGGAGGAUCCGGGUGGUGGAGGAUAAACCCGCUCACAGUUUUCUGGCUCUCAAAGACUCCAGCAAGGGAUCCAUCAACAGUGACUGGAAGAUAGAGCUUCCUGGAGAGUUCCAGAUUGCAGGUACCACCGUCCGCUAUGUGAGAAGGGGCCUGUGGGAGAAGAUUUCUGCCAAGGGACCAACCAAACUCCCCCUGCAUUUGAUGGUAUUGUUGUUUCAUGACCAAAAUUAUGGAAUUCACUACGAAUACACCGUUCCUGUAAACUAUACUGCUGAAAAUCAGAGUGAGCCUGAAAAGCCACAGGACUCUUUGUUUAUCUGGACCCACAGCGGCUGGGAGGGGUGCAGCGUGCAGUGCGGAGGAGGAGAACGCAGAACCAUCGUAUCGUGCACACGGAUUGUUAACAAGACCACAACUCUGGUGAACGACAGUGACUGCCCUCAAGCAAGCCGCCCAGAGCCCCAGGUCCGAAGGUGCAACUCACAUCCCUGCCAGUCACGGUGGGUGGCAGGCCCGUGGAGCACCUGCUCGGCAACCUGUGAGAAGGGCUUCCAGCACCGGGAGGUGACCUGCGUGUACCAACUGCAGAAUGGCACACACAUCGCCACACGGCCCAUCUACUGCCCAGGCCCCCGGCCAGCACCGGUGCAGAGCUGCGAAGGUCAGGACUGCCUGUCCAUCUGGGAGGCGUCUGAGUGGUCACAGUGUUCUGCCAACUGUGGUAAAGGGACACGGAAGCGGACAGUCACAUGCACCAACUCCCAAGGGAAAUGUGAUGCCUCCAUGAGGCCCAGAGCGGAGGAGGCGUGCGAGGACUACUCCGGCUGCUACGAGUGGAAAACCGGGGACUGGUCAAAGUGCUCAUCGACCUGCGGGAAGGGGCUGCAGUCCCGCGUGGUACAGUGCAUGCACAAGGUCACCGGGCGCCAUGGCAGCGAGUGUCCUCCCCUCUCAAAGCCAGCUGCCUACAGACAGUGCUCCCAGGACGUCUGCAACGACAAGAUCAAUGCCAACACCAUCACUUCCCCUCGCCUCGCUGCUCUGACCUACAAAUGUACAGGGGAUCAGUGGACAGUGUACUGCCGGGUCAUCCGGGAAAAGAAUCUCUGCCAGGACAUGCGGUGGUACCAGCGCUGCUGCCAGACCUGCAGGGACUUCUAUGCAAAUAAGAUGCGCCAGCCGCCACCACCAAGCUCAUGAUGCUCAGCCUGGGGGUUGCACAGCACUCAGGUCUGAGGCCUGGCGUUUAGCGCAUGCAAAGCCCACCACCCAACCAAGAGCACACCAGCCCUACGGCUGCUCCCCGGCAAGGCCGCCCCAAGAAUCCAAUCCCAUAGAAUUUGAGCGUGAACUUGAUGUUUGCCAUUUGUGCUUUUGUACUUAAUAUAUUGUUAGCAGCCACUGGAUGGCUUUCUACAGUAGAGAAAAAAUAGGCAUAAGUCACAGAAUAAUAAUAAUUUCUAAGAUUCCGUGUACCUCAAAGGGGAACACCUCUGGCAGACAACUAUCAAAAGAGAGAGACGUGGUUUGGUGCUUCUGUCUUGGCUUUUGACAUUUGAAGUCCCAGUGCUUGAUGUACCAUAGAGGGAAUAUCCUGAAAAAGAGAUGUUUUACGUUAAAAGAGGCUUUAUUCUGAAAGCCACUGCAAAGCCCCAGAUGGAAGACAUGUUGGCGAGCCUCUGAGACCAAUGGCUAUUCUGGAGGGUGCUGGGCUGCAAGGCCACGUUCCUUCUCAUCUACCUGCUCGACCACAAAAGAAUUAUGACAUUGCCCCUCUACCCAUCUCAGAACGUUCUCUGAAUCCUGGGCCUUGCCUUAGAGGUCUUAGCUCUAAGAGUUUGAAUCUGGGUGGGCCAAUGAGGACACCGGAACCAAGUGGUUAGUUCUCCACACCACCCACGUAAGGAGACUAUUCUGGAAGGCUCUGGAUUUGGGGCAAGCAUCUAGUUUUCAGAGUUCUGCUGUCCACCCCACGGGGAAGCAGAAGAGCAUUUCUUCAAGGUGCUGUGGAACGAGACACAUGCUAAUUGUGGUGAUGGGAUUGCUGCCCAACGUAAAAGUGAGCCUGGGACGGCUUUGUGGGGGCAUGUGGGCCUCCCCCUCUGCCUUCCAGGGGCAUCCACUCCAGCCAGCACUUACUGAAGCUUUGCACCUUAGAGAUGCUGAAUCAUCAGUGGCUUUCCACUGACCUUAGCCACUUACCUGCAGUUAGGAUCACAAUGAGGACCUCUGGGGACAUGAGCACAGGCCUGGGGUCUGCAGAGUAAGGCCUGACUUGCUUCAUCCUAGCCACAGGGUAAGUUUCUUCCAGGGCCUCUCAGCCUAGUGUGCCCAGACCAGCAAAGGAUUCCCACCUGGCUGGGACCUUCUGCAUGCCCAGCAAGCCCUCCUGUGGCCUGGGCAUCACAGUACACAUCAUGGUCAUGGCUGUCAUUAUUGACCCAUCUUCUUACUGGGACAAGGAUGAUACCCAGAAAGGCAUGAAGAAUGAAUGAUUGACCCUGACCCUUCACAAUAUAGCUCUGUCCCUCCAGAAACCCAGAACCAUGGCCAGGGUGGCCUCUGAGAACACAAAGGCCCUGGGAAGCUGGCAGGCUGGGAGCAGGGCCCUAGGUGCUGGGAGACCUUUUUUGCUCACCACCUUGGUGUGCAGUUCACAAGUGCUUAUGUUCUAGGACUUUACCAUGAGAAACCCACCUGUUCCUCCCUAAUUCAGACAGACGCUCUCACUUGAUCUAAUUUCCAUGGGAUCAUCUCCAGGUGUCUUUUGACUUAUUGGUGCUGUGUUUAUGUUUUGUUUUGUUUUUUUUUUUAAUGUCACAAUCUUAGGGUUAGCUUAAAUCAGAAAGAAAAAAAAAAACCUUCUCUGCCUUCUCAACCCUGUCUUAUGGGCUAUAAUUUUGGUUUUAACUACCCGGGAGGCAGAGAAGUGGUGGGGAUGGCAGGGAAUUUAUUCAGUUCCACUUGAAUCAACAAGAAGUGCUGAGAAACUUCGUUAGGUGCUCUGUGGAAAGAACUGAGAGAAUGUCAGGAUGGAGUGGCCCACCCUUGUGGAGUACUCCACUAGCAGUUACCCAGGACCUAUGCAAAACACAGUCCUCCCCAGGUCAGGCCUGGCCACUAGCAUGCUCCUUGAAUCCACAAAACCCUCAAAUUCUUGGGGAACUGGGGUUCAGUUUUUCUCCCAGCUCCAAAGGAGCUGUUAAUUCACCAAAAGACAUUAAUUAGCCUUUUGGAGCGAGGGUGCAGAGCUGGAGAGGCCCUGCUGGCUCACCUGCACAGGUCCAGAAUUUGCCCCUGGCCACCCUGGCUGGAUCAACUGGACUCCUCUGGCAAGGGCCUCAUACGCUUGGAAUGAAAAUUAUUGAUUGGCCUAUCAUUAAAUAUCCCAUGGGUUCCCCAAAACCCGUGUCUGAGUUCCUUUACUUUACACUAGCUUUGCCCCUCUGGUAAUCCACCAGCUGCCUUCUGUUCAUGGCACCAGUGAUGAUUCAUUUCGGUGAAAACAUCAUGACAUUCUUGUUCCACUUUUUACAGAGACAUUGAAGCUGUGAUUAGAGCAGUGAUGUUUCUGUGCCGUUAACACCCUGUACUGUCGCUCAAGUACUGUACCUUUGUGGUUGCAUAUGUGUGUUACUAACUAGACUCUCAUGAUCCUAUGGUGCUGUUUUUAUCGGUGCAGAAUAAAACCCUGUCAGUUCAUGGUUUGAUAUGACCAGAACACAGGAAAAGAUCCUCCAUGGCAAUAAUAUAUCAUUGGUUUUUUUUUUUUAUUUGAGUCAAAUGUAUAUAUUAUCCAUUAGUUAACUUACAUUACGUACUGUACCCGUGGUAUUUUUGUCUUACUUUUUGGUGCUGGUUUUGAAAGAAAAGAAAAAAGAAGAACAGAAGACAAACAUUGGAUGCCAUUAUACAUGAAAAUUAAUCACAUC